Molecule: messenger RNA, 930 nt
Organism: Melampsora larici-populina 98AG31
Lineage: Eukaryota; Fungi; Basidiomycota; Pucciniomycetes; Pucciniales; Melampsoraceae
Exons: 4
Coding region: 1-930 (309 amino acids)
Source: RefSeq, a predicted model, not a curated record
AUGCGUAACACUAGAUCACAACAACUUGCAACCGCCUCUGUAGCCCGACCGACCAACAGAUCAUCGAAAAAGUCCAACCGUCCAAAACGUAGACUGUUCAUUGAGUUGACUGAAACUAAUCGUAAACGGAUUAACAUCAAUGCUUGUUCUACCCGUCGGCCAGUCUCCUUGGUAAACCGAGACUUCAAGGAUGAGGAUGAUUCAAAUGACAAAGAAGAUGAAGAUGAAGAUUCAAAUGACAAAGAAGAUGAAGAUGAAGAGGUGUUCAAUCCCCUGGCCACACGCAUCAACACCAAACAACAAGGAUGUGCCAUUGCCCAAGCCAUCAACCCUUCCGCCUCUGACAAUGAAGUUGACAAGGAAUCUUUACCUAGCAUUAAAGAAUACAAAAAUGUACUCGAUCAGUGGCCACCUGCUCAAAUAGCGGUGGUUGCUCGAUCUCAGAAGAAAAAAGGCACCACGGUCCCGCCUUCUAUUUUGAGUGAAGCAAGAGCAUUUUGGAAACUUUACAAACAACAGAAGGCCAUGCUGAGUAUUAUGGGAAAUAUUAUAGCUAAUAUUAAACCUGAUCACAGAGGUGAGCUUGGUGGGCGCCGAAAACCAGGAUGCUAUCAAAUUUGGUUAAAGUACAGCAAAGAGAGGCAAAAACAUUGGAUGCCACUUAAAGGAGGUCCGGAAGGUAUAUUGGCAAACCGCAAUUGGAAGCUUGGAAAGAUCUGGAAAUCUCUACCCAAAGAGCACCAAGAAGUCUUCCAUCCAUCGGUCUUUUAUGUUCUAUCCCGUCUUACUCCACCUUCCAGUGAUUCAGAUGUCGAAGAUGAUGACAAUGAUGAAAAUGAAAUUCAAGCGCAACCACGAUUAGAGCUUGAGCCAGAGCACUGGGCUGAAUUGCAAGCUCUUUAUUAUCAAUUACCUCCCGGAUCACAAUAG